Molecule: messenger RNA, 939 nt
Organism: Acytostelium subglobosum LB1
Lineage: Eukaryota; Evosea; Eumycetozoa; Acytosteliales; Acytosteliaceae
Exons: 2
Biological process (GO): ubiquitin-dependent protein catabolic process; protein ubiquitination
Cellular component (GO): nucleus
Molecular function (GO): ubiquitin protein ligase activity; zinc ion binding
Source: RefSeq, a predicted model, not a curated record
AUGCAGAGUAGCUUAUCAUAUAAUAAUGAAGAACUUGGAUAUCUUGGAUGUAAACAUUAUAGAAGAUCAUGCAAGCUGAAAGCUGCUUGUUGUGGAGAGUUGUUCACUUGUCGUUUCUGUCAUAAUGAUGCGAGUAAUCAUGAGAUCGAUAGGUUUGCAACACAGGAGGUACAGUGUAUGAAGUGCUCAACAGUGCAGCCAGUGUCCAAUCAAUGCAUAAAAUGUCAGAACAUAUUCGGUCGAUACUUCUGUGCCCACUGCAAGUUCUACGAGGACACGCCCGACAAGAAGCUGUUCCACUGCGACGACUGCAAGCUCUGCCGAGUGGGAGAGCGCGCACACUACAUUCACUGCAAGCGAUGCAAUAUGUGUCUAGGAAAGGAGCACUUUGAAACACACAAAUGUCUGGAGAACAAGUUCGAGAGAUGUCCCAUAUGCUUUGAGGAUAUGUUCACGAGUGUGGCGCCAAUCACUACGCUGCCAUGUGGUCAUGCGAUACACAACGAGUGCUACAAGUCAUUGUUGGACAACAAUGUCUACUCGUGUCCAAUAUGCAAGAAGUCAGUGGCGACGUUCAAUUGGACAAGGAUGGACAGGAUGGUCGAGCGUCAACCAAUGCCACCAAUGUACAAAGGAUCAACUUGUUCAAUAUUAUGCAAUGAUUGUGAGACCAAGUCCAUUGACAUACCUCUUCACUUCUUGGGCAACAAGUGCACAGUGGCCACUUGUGGAAGCUACAACACAACAAUCAUGUCAAAGAAUAUGGUUAUGGAUCCUACUCAAUCAAAUGUUAUGCCACCUGUCACUCAAGUCGAUGGUGAGGACGAUGAUGAUGAUGAGGAUGACGAGGAUGAUGAGGAAAUGGACGAGGAACUGGAAGAACUGAUCACUGACAGCAGUUCAGGAGGUGGCGAGGACGAUGUUGACGACGACACCAAC